This is a messenger RNA of Oppiella nova, 735 nucleotides long. NCBI's taxonomy places the organism in Eukaryota, Metazoa, Arthropoda, Arachnida, Sarcoptiformes, Oppiidae. The record is from the annotation of a GenBank genome assembly.
AUGAUACCUCAAUUGGAUGACCAAAACACACGCAAACAGUUUGACUUAAUUGCUUCAGACAACCACCGAGUGAUCGCUGAACUGAGCCAUGAGUUGAGACAAUACACACUCGCUGUGAGUGCAGACACUGGUGGUAGUCAUGCGAUGGACACCCGUCCGAUGAGACCAACUGGCGAUGAAAUGGUAGCAACAAAUAAUGAGUGCACACCCACUGAACAUACCAGUGCUGACAGGACCAGGAGGUGCUCGUGGCCCGGAUGUAGCUACUCGACUAGGUUCUCGGCCAAUAUGACCCGUCACCUGUACGUGCAUUCCGGUGAGAAGCCAUAUGUGUGCGAUUGGCCGCAGUGUCACAAACGGUACCAACAGUCCAGUGCUUUGGUCACUCAUAAGAGGACUCACGUGAACGCAAAGCCAUUCGCUUGUGAUUGGAUUGGAUGUGAUUACCGGACAAACAAUCGGUGUUCCCUUCCGGCCCACCGGCGCACACAUUACGGCAUCAAAGCGUUUGCCUGCGAUUGGCCGCAGUGUUCGGUCACGUGUUCGACCAGAACUCACUUACGCGACCACCGAUUGAUUCACACCAAAGACAAGCCAUUCAAAUGCGAUGUCUGUGAACAGAGUUUCUCCAAGAAGUCUAAUAUGACGGCUCAUAAACUCAGUGUCCAUUUGGGAGUCAAAAGGGUUCGCAACAAAAACAAUUGCGACCCCGAAGUGAAUCAAUUGUUUCAAUAA